AUGCCAACCCCGAGUGACAACCCGACUUCGAUCGCCGAGGUGAUCUCCACCCGCACCUGUCCCCCGGAGGUCGAUCGAAUCUCCGCCUGGGAAGACGAGUCCGAUGACCUAAACACGCGCGAUGUCUUGGAAGAUGUGCUCUCACCUGCCAGCGCCACUGCACCGUCCGUACUGAGUCGCUCUGACGAUGGCACAACUCUCUUGGCGACCGACCCGCUCAGAGUGGAGAGGAAGAUAGCCCCGGAUGAAGAUACUAGACCACCUAGAUCUACCUCGCCGAUGGAGUCGUGCUCUCGUAGCCAGUCGCCCGUUACUUCUAACUCGUCGCUAAUGCGUUAUGAAUUUUCAAACGUUCGGCUGUUGCCGAAUCAUUCCUCGUCAUUUCUUCGUUCUGGAAGUAGAUUCGUCGGCACCCAGCAGUCAGACCGCCAGGUGUAUAAUGUUGAUGUUGAAAUUAAGCACGUGGACAUGGCCGAAUCUUACCUGUGCGGUUACCUACGCAUCCAAGGCCUCACUGAGGACCAUCCAACCCUGACCACGUUUUUUGAAGGCGAGAUUAUUGGCACAAAACAUACUUUUGUGACCCGUAAUGAAGAAUGGGGCGCCAAUGAAAAAACAGACGUACAUCACUGGUCUCGAUUUCCCGCUUGGAAACCGCUCGCCAAACAAGCGAAGCGGACCGAUUUUACAUACCGCAACUUUGCACAGCGGGAGCAUGUGUUCAUGAGAUGGAAGGAGUACUUCCUUGUCCCUGAUCACCGGGUACGAACGAUCUCCGGCGCAAGCUUUGAAGGGUUUUACUACAUCUGCUUCAAUCAAGUAGAGGGAUCUGUGAGCGGUGUUUACUUCCAUGCGAAGAGCGAACGGUUUCAACAACUUGAGCUCAAGCAUGUCGAGGAUCGGGGAUGCGCCCCAGCAGUCGAGUUCCGAUAA
Molecule: messenger RNA, 933 nt
Organism: Penicillium odoratum
Lineage: Eukaryota; Fungi; Ascomycota; Eurotiomycetes; Eurotiales; Aspergillaceae
Product: GID4/VID24 family protein
Exons: 3
Coding region: 1-933 (310 amino acids)
Biological process (GO): protein catabolic process in the vacuole; proteasome-mediated ubiquitin-dependent protein catabolic process; negative regulation of gluconeogenesis
Cellular component (GO): extrinsic component of membrane; GID complex
Source: RefSeq, a predicted model, not a curated record